AUGUGGACAGUCUCCAGCAGUUGCGACUAUGUCUUUGUCAGCGGGAAGGAGUCGCGGGGCUCCAUGAGCGCCCGGGUCACCUUCACUUACGAGCACCUCUCUGCCCCGCUGGAGAUGACCGUGUGGGUGCCCAAACUGCCCCUGCACAUCGAGCUCUCGGACGCCCGGCUGAGCCAAGUGAAGGCCUGGAGGGUGCCCAUCCUGCCAGACAGGAGGUCCAUACGGGACAGCGACCAUGAGGAAGAUGAAGAGGAGAGGAAGCAGAGCCGAGGCUGUGCCUUGCAGUACCAGCACGCCACGCUGCAGGUCUUCACCCAGUUCCACACCACGUCGGCGGAGGGCACAGGCCAGGUUGUCACCAUGCUGGGGCCGGACUGGCUGGUGGAAGUCACGGACCUGGUCAGCGACUUCAUGCGUGUGGAUGACCCGCGGGUGGCCCACCUGGUGGACAGCUUCACGCUGGCUGGGAGGGAGCCGGGCACCACGCUCUUCAAGGUUGUGUCCCCACUGAUGGAAGCGGUGCUGGGCGAGACGCUGGUGACGGUGGCAGACGAGAAGGUCAGCAUCACAGACCUGAAGGCCCAAGUGGUCUCCAGCCUCUCCCUCUCCCUCCACCCCAGCCCCGGCAAUAGCCACACCAUCAUUGCCAAGACGUCCGCGCAGCAGACCCUCAGCUUCUUCAAGCAGGAAGCACUCCUCAGCUUGUGGAUUUCCUACAGUGAUGGCACCACAGCCCCUCUCUCCCUCUAUGACCCCAAGGAUUACAACCUGGUGGUGACCAGCCUGGAUGAGAAAGUGGUCUCAGUCACCCAAGACCGGCCCUUCCCCUUGGUGGUGGCAGAGAACGAGGGCUCAGGGGAGCUGCUCCGGGCUGAGCUGGUCAUCUGUGAGAGCUGCCAGAAGACGAAACGCAAGAGCGUGCUCUUCACAGCCUUGGCCAGCGUGCGGGUCCACUUCGGCUCCGAGGAGGACCCAACCUAUGACUACGACCAUGUGCCGAGCAAGCCGGGGCGCGAGGAGACAGCAGCAAGUACCACCCUGCGGGCAGAGGUGGAGAGAAAAGCGGAGCCAAGUGAGGACAGUAGGAUGUCUAUUGCAUCUCACCCCACCGAGGACUUCCCCACCAUCCCCACUGGCUUUGUUCAGGUGACCAGGGGGCUGACGGACCUGGAGAUAGGCAUGUAUGCCCUUCUGGGUGUCUUCUGUCUGGCCAUCUUGGUCUUCCUCAUCAACUGUAUUGUCUUUGUGCUGAAAUAUCGGCACAAACGCAUCCCGCCAGAAGGUCAGACCAACAUGGACCAUUCCCACCACUGGGUCUUCUUGGGCAACGGGCAGCCCUUGAGGGCUCACAAUGACCUCUCGCCCCAGGCCGAGAGUCCUGGGAACCCCUUGGAAAAUGUCCAGACUUGCUGCCAUGGGGACCACCACAGCAGUGGGAGCUCGCAGACCAGUGUGCAGAGCCAGGUCCAUGGCCGCGGGGACGGUUCCUCGGGGGGCUCCACACGGGACCAAAGCGAGGACCCACUCAACUCGCCCACCUCCAAACGGAAGCGGGUGAAAUUCACCACGUUUGCCACACUGCCCUCCGAUGAGCUGGCCUACAACUCCAUCCCCAUUGCCGAUGAGGAGGACUUGGAGUGGGUCUGCCAGGACAUGGGGCUCCAAGACCCCGAAGAGCUUCACAACUACAUCCGCAGAAUCAAAGAGAUCGCUUAACGCAGGGGCAGAGGGGACAG
Tinamus guttatus (white-throated tinamou) is the source of this 1736-nucleotide messenger RNA. The record is from RefSeq and is a predicted model, not a curated record. NCBI's taxonomy places the organism in Eukaryota, Metazoa, Chordata, Aves, Tinamiformes, Tinamidae.